AUGGCGAAAGUGGCAGACCGUCUGUAUUUUCCUCCUCUGGAGGAAACUCUGAAUGGAGACAACAUCAUUAUCUCCUGGAAGCUCGUUGCAGCUGCCCUAGCCGAUAAGGACGAUGCAAGACGAAAUAGUGAAGCUGUCGUACAGUUUCUGCAAGACGACUAUGUGCGAUCUCUCAUAAAAGACCCAGCAACUGCCUUUGCGCCGCCAAGCGAUUCUACGAAGUCCGACUUCGAAACGAAAACGGCUGCCAUUCAUGUUCCUCCCACACCAAAUGACAAGUUUGACAUCAAGGUCAUUAAGGAUGAUGCGCAAUGGUUGAGCAAGAACGCCAGGGUCAACCUCGUCGCUGCGCUUCGAGCUACUGUGAUUGAAUUCCAGUCUCGACCAGCAAGUCACCUUACGGGACCUCUUUCCACCCAAGAUGCCAUCAACUUGCAAGAAGCUGCCGGAGUUUCCACUGCUCAGUCUUCAUCUUUGGUCCCACUAUCUGGUACUGCGCUGGAUGCUGAAGCCAUCUGGGCUGAAUUCGAGAAGGACGAGACAAGGCGACAAAGGAUUUUCCAAGCAUAUCUUGCUGAAAGGCGCUACUUCCUGAUGACUGCCGAUUUGGUCCACGAAAACCUUCUCUUUGCACAACCCUCGCCAAAGAUAACGACGGGUGACGGUCCAUCAACGCCCCCGAGGUUACUUUCCUCUGACGACCGCCCAGAAUACCUCGCCAAGCUCUUGACGACUUACCUCCAGUUUGUUACUGACUCUGCUGGCCGACUGGCCGAAGGUCUUGGCUCAGUUGUGGAUGAUAAGAGCCUCCUGGUCGAGGAACUCGAACUUGAGUGGGUACGGACAAUCUUGACCGAAGUUGUCCACGCGUUGUCGGUCGUUUUCCAGGCGGUAGAUGCCAACGGCGAUGCUUUCGUACCAUGUGCAGUAGUUGGACAAUGGUUCUCACUGAUGGAUGGCUACGGAUUUUUCAGCGGCAUUACUGCGCCGAACGAUAGCAUUGCUUCUCUUGUAAUGCCUCUAAGAUCUCUCAUAUCUGCAAUUUCGUUGAAACUGCUUAAUCCUUCGAGGUCUAUAGAGUGUCUUCUGGAGGAUUCACCCGAGUUUCGUGGAGACGAAGAUCCUUACAUCACUGCCCCUUCUGUACUAGAAACGGUCCAUAACGCAAUCUUGACGGCGGCAAAUGCCGAUUGCGAGAGCCAAAGCCCUGUUAUUUUCGCUUGGACAGUCAUCGUUCACCGCAUGUUCGUUUCUCAUCACGAGCGCAUUGAGAAGAGAGAUGCUUUGCAGAAUCAGCGUUCUCAGGAGACGUUUGAGGCCGGUGUACUCAUCCGGCCAACCACAAGCCGCCGACUUUCCGCAGGCAGUAUCGUAUCGCUUGAUGGCAAAUCCUUCGAUAUCUUCCUCACAGGUGCUGGUCUUGACAAAGACAUGCAGGUCGUGGAACAGCUUGCUGUAGCUGUCACAUCUCACGGACGGGCUUAUGAGGUGGUAUCUGAGAUGGCGCUGGCCAUCGGUGUCUCGAGUGAAGCGGCCUUUUCACCUCUUCUGAGCUCCAGGAUACGAAUUGCUUAUGUUGAUUUUCUCAAAGCUACAUACCCCCUUGUAGGGUAUCAGUCGGACUCAGUGACGUCUCUCCUGUCAGUUUUAUCAGCAGGUCAGCAGUAUUGGGAUCUCUCGAAGCCCGUACUUGCUCCCUCAGACGACAUUCUGGGAUUAGUUCUCCAGGAUGCUGCUGCUAUGGAAUACUACUUCCACCAGGCACUGAGCCGUUACCCAUUUGAACUUCUUCCUUUCCUCAACAUUUGCCGUGCGUUGGCGAAUUGCACAGUGGCUGACGGCCGGUCGGAUAUUGUGGUUAACCUGUUACGGAAAACCCCGACACUGACGUUCAUCCUGCCAGACGAUUAUCAAGAAUAUGAGCUGGCGUCGGAGGAGGACAAUACCAACACUUUCUACCUUCUCGAGGAUAUUCCACUUUUCACACCUGCUACGGCGUGGAACCGGAGAACUCGACUUGACGACGCCUUCAGGUUACCAGCAGAAACAUAUGGACGUUUUGUUACAGAUACUGGGCGAGUCGUUCUCAUGGAGUACGAGCACUCCGCCCUUGCUCUCUUGGGUAAAAGACUGGAGGUACAACUCGCGCCCGAGACUUACCGUAGCGAGCUGGACGGAUUCCAGCCCGAGGAAACAUCCGAAACAAUCUCGCUGCUUUCUACUCUCCUACGCGCAGAGGUGCUCAAAUCUGAGCAGCAAGGCCUUGGCGGCGAGGACUCCCUCAAGUCCGGAUUGGAACUGUUGGAGGAAAUCGGGAAACAUAUAUCCGGCAACAAAGACCUUGUUGCUGUCAUCUGCGAGACCAUGGACAUCUAUAUGCAAGACGAUAAGGUGGCAGAUGGUCAGGGCAUUACUGUGCUCAACUCUUGCGUCCAGUUCUUGCACGCCGUCCUACCCCUAUGUCCAACUAGGGUUUGGUCUUACCUUGCCCGUUGUGAGCUUCUCAACUCUGAAGCCCAAGCCGGUAAACUGGCAAAGAUCACCGGAAACCUAGAUCUUGUUGGUGAUCGCUUUGACCUCCUGCUUUCCUCUGUUCGCCUCUUCACCAGCCUUAUUGACAGCGUUAAGGUCAGCGCGGUCCAACGAAAAUCAGGCAACAAGCUUGUUGGACGUCAGAAAGUAUCUAACAACGUCUGGCUCGGGGUAGCAGACAAGGUACUCGGCAAAGUCAGCCUUGCUAUUGCCCAGGCUGCUGUAGACGUUUUUGAAACUUCGUCAACAUGGCGAUUUUCGUCAGAGUUGCAUCGAACUCUACUCAUUCGUCACGUUGUUCCUGUUAUGGACCGGAUCAUCUCUUACACCUACGGAAUGGGCGACCGGGAGAACUCUGAGACCCUCACGGCGUGCUUGGAGCCUGCCGCAUCUUAUAUUAUUGAUUCAUUCCUCUCGCCUUCAACGGGGUCUCUUAGAUUCCAGCCGCUGCUUGCAACUCUUGUCAAUGGCCUACAAAUACCCGAUUCAACUCUUUACCAGAACCGGUUAGCUUCUGCACAAGAGCAGCUCACCUCAACGUUGAAGUUUACCACAACACUGUUACGUGUUGCAAACCUCCUCGAACGACCCUCAGCAACUUUUGAAGACCAUCUCUUCAAGACGUCUUCAAUCCUUGCAAGGCUAUGCGCGAUUUGCGAGCAAUUUCGACGACCCGCGCUCUUGCUCCUGGAAGCCUUGGUUCUCAGUGCAGCCAAAGCCAACGACGAUCCACCGUCAUUAUUGGGCUACCUCGGCCCAUUGUUAUCUCGAUCAUUUAUUCAGGUCCUUUCACGACUCAAUAAGCCGUUCCUCGUCAGCAGAGAUGUGCAGACCACGUGGAAGUUCUUUUCGACCAUUGUGCAGAACCGCCAGACAUGGCUUUCCAACUGUCUUCUGACCGGCAAGACGCCUAGAGAUGCCCUCAAAGGAGGAAAGAAGGAUUCUUCAUCUACAGCCAACUCGGUUCUUGCGAUGGCAUUCACGAAGCUCCGAAAGAUCAAUGAAUUGGAUAUUUCAGAGGCACUUCGCAUCCUUGACUUCGUGGCAUCCUCCCAGAACCACUGGCCUUGGACCAUCUUCACGAUGCAGAAGGACUCGGCGUUCCUCGACGCCUUGCGUUUGUACAUCAAGAAUGUGAGCAGUUUCACCGUAACCAGCAAGGCAGACGCUGUCAAGGCUGCCAUUGACGCAAAGAUGGCGGCUUAUAUUGCCGAGAUUUUCGCCAUGCAGCUCUAUCAUCUCCGUCAAAUGGGUGGCGCGGAUGCAUUUGCCAAGAGCUUAGUCCCGGAUCUUGAUUACUAUCUUAGGGACGGCGUUGAGGUCUCAAGCUACAAUAACUCUCUCCAUGCCAACUUCGCCAAGAACUUCUCAAGCAAAUACCCUGGCGUUUCCCUUGAAGCCUUCAAGCGGACAUCAUUGAGGCCUGGCGAGCUUGGCAGAAGUUACUUCUACGACUUGGAAAGUGCAACUGAGAUGUUGAGUUUUGACCCAGGCUGGCAUGGCCGUCGUAACAACGGUUUCCGUAAUGAAAUGGGCAUCGCCAACGCAAACCUAUCCCUUGUUGAUGCACAGAUAUCGCUGUUUCAUGCCUGGGAGUUCCUUUUGCUCGAGUUGAGCAGUAGUUUGCCUGACAACGAGACUAUAGCCAAGCAGAUGCGUCAAGUUGCUCAACAGUGUCUGGAAGCAAACCGAUCCAACCAGGGUCCCGAAAACAUCUUCAUGCGGAUUGUGGAGGAGCGUGCUGACCUUAGUCUUCUGCUUGUCCAGCGACUGGUUGGCCGUCCAAUCUCUUCUCAUGAGGUAAACCAGCUUUUGGGAACUCUCUUCACAAUCGUCAAUGGCGUUGAAGAGCCCUUCAACCCGGAGUCGAUCUCUUACUACCGGACCAUGCUCAAGACUAUCUACGUCACCUUGCGCGCUUACAGUGCCGCUGAGAAGAAGUCUUUGGGGGCUUCUAAGAACGGGGGCGACGGGUUUUCUGUCGCUCUGACCCAGACCAUUCUGAAUCUUCUGGACCGUGUAGUUGCGAAGGGUUUCAGAACACUCGUAACACUUGUUCACGACACAGGGGCCGCCGUUGCUCCCGAAGAUUUGGCGCUUCUAACCGCAAUCCUGCAAGCUUGCCUCAAUAUGCCAACGAUCGAUCAAUGCCAAACGCAAAUUCUCAACAUCAUGGCCUCUUAUGAAGCCAUGCACGCUGCGACUUCGCUAUUCUCGUGGGCUGACAAACUCGCUGUGAACGGAGACCCUGUUUACGGUGAGCUGAGCUUGUUGUUCCUUCUAGAGCUUUCGACGCUGCCAGCCGUAGCAGAACAGAUGGCAUGCGACGGUCUGUUGAGCCAUCUGACGUCGGCAGGCGUCACUAACUUCAUGCGACGCGGAAACAUCUCACCCUUCUCGGAAGCUGUCGGCCCUCAAAGAUGCUACAGCAUCUGGGUGAAGGGCGUCCUUCCGCUGCUAUUGAACCUGCUGACGGCCUUGGGCGGAACUGUCGCGCCUGAAAUCGCCUACGUCCUGAAUCAGUUCCCUCUACUCCUCAAGUCGAGCGUCGAUCGGUUUGAGGCACCGGGGGCCAGCCGGACGGCUUCACGAGAGGCACCGCACUAUGUGACGCUCCUUUCCGUGUCGGAAGUCCACUCGCUCGCACUUCUGACAAGGGUUAUUGCCGCGCUAAGGACAGCAAAUAUCAGAGACAUCCCCGAGAUUCAAUGGGAUGCUGCCUCGUUGUUGGAGAACAUUGACUUUUGGCUGUCGAGCAGGAAGUUGCUUCGCGACAGACUCUUGCCACUGGGUCAACGCGAGGUCGAGUGGAAGAGCACCAAAACCGGCGCGUCCGGUGAAAACGGACAGCCAGAAAACUUGCUUGAGAGCAAGGUGCUUUCGCAACUGGAAGCAGUGAGGGAUGUAUUGAGUGAAGAUUUGGAGGAGGCCUAA
Molecule: messenger RNA, 5466 nt
Organism: Colletotrichum truncatum
Lineage: Eukaryota; Fungi; Ascomycota; Sordariomycetes; Glomerellales; Glomerellaceae
Biological process (GO): RNA export from nucleus; protein import into nucleus
Cellular component (GO): nuclear pore inner ring
Molecular function (GO): structural constituent of nuclear pore
Source: RefSeq, a predicted model, not a curated record